AUGGCUCUAAUUACUUCUCCUAAUUCUCCGCCAGUCACUAGCAAUGAUAUUACUGUGAGCGUUGAUUAUAGGAAAGGUGUGAAGUACCUAGUUGAUAAUUCAAAGGACAUGAAAAUGCUGCCCCCCGAGUAUGUUUUGCCACUGCCAGAAAAAGAAAGGCCAUCCUUGGCGAUCCAUGGUUCAAUUCCUGUUAUAGAUUUGAGUGGCCUUUAUGGACCUGUUGAGCAAAGGCUGUCCACUAUACAUGCCAUUAGUUCUGCUUGUGCUGAAUGGGGAUUCUUUAGGGUGACUAAUCAUGGUAUAAAGAUCUCUAUCAUGGAUGAGAUGCUUAAAGUCAUAGAAGAAUUUUUCAACCUGCCAUUGGAAGAGAAAAUGAGAUAUGCUUCAGAAAAUGUGAUGGACCCAGUAAGAUAUGGAACAAGUUUGAACACUAGCAGAAAGCAUGCCCUUCAUUGGAGGGACUUUCUGAGGCACUAUGGCGGUCCAGUUCCUCACAGCUAUAACCUUUGGCCAGAUAAUCCCUCGAGCUACAGGCACGUCGCAAAGGAGUACUUAAAGGAAGUUUGGCAACUUGCUGUAAAAAUAUUUGGUGCAAUAUCUGAAGGAUUAGGCCUCGAUCCAAAAUACAUAGAGAGGUCACUUGGAGAAGGGACUCAAAUCCUAGCUACAAAUUAUUAUCCACCAUGUCCUGAGCCAAACAAGACAUUGGGACUUGCUGCACAUUCUGAUCAUGGUGUUCUUACUAUUUUGACGGACAAUGGCAUCCAUGGCUUGCAAAUUAAACACAAUCAAACAUGGUUUGCUGUUCCUCAUGUCCCUGGCACUUUCGUCGUCAACCUAGGAGAUUAUUUGGAGAUAUUGAGUAAUGGGAAGUACAAGAGCGUAGAGCAUCGAUCAGUAGUCAAUGCGGAAAAGACGAGGAUAUCUGUAGCAGUGGGCCAUGGCCCAGAAAUGACAGCUAUAGUUCAGCCUGCAGGCCCACUUCUCAAAGAAAAUAGUGAAAGCAAGUAUCGGCCCAUUGUGUACCAGGACUAUAUUCGAGCCCAACAAAGCACUAUUAAGAGAGGAAAAAGUGCCCUGUAUGAGAUAAUGACUUCCACCGGGGGCGGAUCCACCCUUAGGAUGGGGUGGCAUGGCACCCCCUAG
This is a messenger RNA of Lycium ferocissimum, 1146 nucleotides long. Its product is annotated as protein DOWNY MILDEW RESISTANCE 6-like. Bases 1 to 1146 code for a protein of 381 amino acids. Lineage: Eukaryota; Viridiplantae; Streptophyta; Magnoliopsida; Solanales; Solanaceae. The record is from RefSeq and is a predicted model, not a curated record. The transcript is spliced from 4 exons.